Messenger RNA from Mya arenaria, 1395 nucleotides. Its product is annotated as fructose-bisphosphate aldolase-like. Gene Ontology annotation, cellular component: cytosol. NCBI's taxonomy places the organism in Eukaryota, Metazoa, Mollusca, Bivalvia, Myida, Myidae. The record is from RefSeq and is a predicted model, not a curated record. Gene Ontology annotation, biological process: fructose 1,6-bisphosphate metabolic process; glycolytic process. Bases 111 to 1208 code for a protein of 365 amino acids. Gene Ontology annotation, molecular function: fructose-bisphosphate aldolase activity. The transcript is spliced from 9 exons.
AGCUGUUCUUACCAGAUAACUAUCAUUAUCAUGGUCCAUAAUGCUGACACAUGUAUAUCAAGCGUGUGCGUUACAUUUUGGUUUAACAUAUUAAGAUAGACGUUAACACAAUGCAAACAUCUGUUCCGUACCUGACGGCGGACCAGGAGGCAGACUUGCGGGAGACGGCCAAGCGCCUCGUGGCACCGGGAAGGGGUAUUCUCGCCGCCGACGAACCACCAGAGACGAUGGCACAGCGGUUCGCGGGAGCUGAUAUCAAAAUUGAAAACACAGAGGAGGUCCGCCGGAAGUACCGUGAGCUACUCUUCACCACGGAGGGUGUGCAGGAAUACAUUAGCGGCGUCAUAUUCCACCAUGAGACAUUCCAGCAGAAAUCUAAGGAUGGCAUCCCAUUCCCGAAGCUGCUGUCGGACCGAGGGAUUAUUCCAGGGAUCAAGACUGACAGAGGAAUGGUCCCACUGGCGGGCACGGAUGGGGAAACCACCACACAAGGUCUGGAUGACCUGGGCGAGCGAUGUGCCGAGUACCGGAAGGGUGGCGCAAGGUUCGUCAAGUGGCGGUGCGCCCUGAAGAUCGGUCUGCAGACGCCCACCUAUCUUGCCAUGAUGGAGAACGCCAACGUCCUCGCCAGAUACGCUUCCAUCAGUCAGCAGAACGGACUCGUGCCAAUAGUGGAGCCGGAAGUCCUGUACAACGGUGAUCAUGACCUUCAGACGUGUCAAAAGGUCACGGAACAGGUGCUAGCGUUUACGUACAAGGCGCUCUCUGACCACCACGUGUUUCUCGAGGGGACGCUCCUUAAGCCCAACAUGGUCACAUCUGGUCGAAGCUUUGGGGCCAGAAGUUCUCCGCAAGAUACGGCCAGGGCAACUGUAACCGCCUUUAGCAGGACAAUCCCACCAGCAGUCCCUGGCAUCGUGUUCUUGUCCGGGGGCCAGUCUGAGGCCGAGUCCACGUUGAACCUAAACGCAAUCAACACAUGCACGGCGGCACCCAAGCCAUGGGCUCUCUCAUUCUCAUUCGGGCGCGCCCUGCAAGCCAGCGUUCUCAAGGCAUGGCAGGGCGACGAUAAGAACAUCGACCUUGCACAGAAACAGUUUCUUGUUAGGGCGAAGGCGAACGGGCUCGCGACCCUGGGGCAAUAUGACGAGAAGGAGGCUGCAGCUGCAGACGAAAACUCACUCUUUGUGGAGAAAAAUGAAUAUUGAAGACACUUAAAAAUAUACUCCUUAUAUAUACAUGUAUAUACGUUUCCAACAAACAUAUAAUAAUUGCCGAUGGCCUUAUACAGCUAGUGUUUGUUUGUUUUCCAGUAAGAUCUAAUAACUAUAACUUGUAUGCAACUAUAUGGUGUUCAUGGGCGAUUCAAUUGAAUAAAACAUCAGCGGAACAUAA